Messenger RNA from Lodderomyces parapsilosis, 360 nucleotides. RefSeq lists its product as uncharacterized. The transcript has a single exon. Gene Ontology annotation, molecular function: zinc ion binding. Gene Ontology annotation, biological process: protein import into mitochondrial intermembrane space. The coding region runs from base 1 to 360 and encodes 119 amino acids. Gene Ontology annotation, cellular component: mitochondrial intermembrane space. NCBI's taxonomy places the organism in Eukaryota, Fungi, Ascomycota, Pichiomycetes, Serinales, Debaryomycetaceae. The record is from RefSeq and is a predicted model, not a curated record.
AUGACUACUGUAAUCACUCAAACCCAACCACUUGACGACUCCGACUUUAUCAUCAAAGGUCAAUUAGUCGAUACAUACACACGAUGCAUUCACUAUCAUUCACAAUUGGACAUUAUUGCCCUUAGAUUCAAGUGUUGUCCAAAUACAUUCUACCCAUGUUUUAAAUGCCAUGAUGAAUUAAACAAUCACCAGAUAGACAAGUUUCAUGUUAGAGAUCAAUACAAGGUGGUUAUUUGUGGUGAUUGUUUGGGUCAAUUAACAGCUAAUGAGUACUUGAAUAGUGGUUCAGUUUGUCCACGGUGCCAAGCUGAGUUCAACCCAGGUUGUUCUCUGCAUUAUAAGUUGUACUUUGAUUUUUAA